AUGGGGAAAAGGCUUUGGAAUAGUCUCCAGCAUCGAAAUUAUUGGGGGCGUCAUCGCAGUUGGUGUUUUCUUACUCCUUAUUGCUAUUGUUGGCUUAGUUGGAGCAGUUAG
Molecule: messenger RNA, 111 nt
Organism: Staurois parvus
Lineage: Eukaryota; Metazoa; Chordata; Amphibia; Anura; Ranidae
Source: the annotation of a GenBank genome assembly